Pieris brassicae (large cabbage white) is the source of this 523-nucleotide messenger RNA. RefSeq names its product UPF0729 protein AAEL015238. The record is from RefSeq and is a predicted model, not a curated record. Lineage: Eukaryota; Metazoa; Arthropoda; Insecta; Lepidoptera; Pieridae. Bases 210 to 467 code for a protein of 85 amino acids. The transcript has a single exon.
UGGGACCUUGUCUUGUCAUUCGUUUCUAAUUUCGGUCAAAAUUGAAAACUUAGAAAAAGCUAAAAAUUGCAUUUCAUAAAAUCAUUAACUUCACAACCUUAAAGUGCUUCGUAAUAAUCUCUCUUAAUCUAAUAUAUUAUUUCAUAUAGAUAUUCGAACGCGAGAUAACCGAAUUCUAAACCCAGUUGAAAGUACAUUUUUCAACAAAAAUGGUUUGUGUCCCAUGUUUUAUCGUUCCAGUUCUGCUAUUCUUAUGGCACAAGUUUAUUCAGCCUUAUGUUUUACGUUUUUGGAACCCAUGGGCUGUUAAAAAUGCGGACGGAAAUACAACAACUGAAUUCCCAUUUAAGUGUGAAGGUGGUGUUUGUGCUUUUAAGAAAAAUAAAGUUGCUGACAAUGUUGACAAGGUACCUGCCAACGUUUCCAAAAUUGAAAAAACUCCAGAUGCGAGGCUUAAGACGGAUUAAAAAUAACUGAUAAUUUAUUAUUUACACUAAAUAAAAUGUUUAAAGACAUUUCAGGA